AUGAUUAGAAUCUUUUUCUUAAAUUUAGGUCUGAAAGUUGAAAUCACCCACUGUGGCGCCAUGCGCCGUAAAUAUCGAGUCUGCAGCGUCACACGGCGCUCAGCUCAAACUCAGUCCUUCCCGCUUCAGCUAGAUACCGGACAGACGGUCGAGUGUACCGUAGCCAAGUACUUCGCCGAGCGUUACCAUCUCCGUCUCGAGUAUCCACAUUUGCCCUGUCUACAAGUUGGACAGGAGCAUAAACACACAUACUUGCCUCUAGAGGUCUGCAACAUGAUGCCUGGGCAACGGUGCAUCAAGAAACUGACUGAUAUGCAGACUUCUACGAUGAUCAAGGCGACAGCGCGCUCGGCACCCGAUAGGGAGAAGGAAAUCAACAGUCUUGUGAGUCGAUAUAAUUAA
Messenger RNA from Protopolystoma xenopodis, 402 nucleotides. The record is from the annotation of a GenBank genome assembly. Lineage: Eukaryota; Metazoa; Platyhelminthes; Monogenea; Polystomatidea; Polystomatidae.